Lonchura striata (white-rumped munia) is the source of this 1057-nucleotide messenger RNA. RefSeq names its product mast cell immunoglobulin like receptor 1 (gene MILR1). Gene Ontology annotation, biological process: immune response; cell surface receptor signaling pathway. Gene Ontology annotation, molecular function: transmembrane signaling receptor activity. Lineage: Eukaryota; Metazoa; Chordata; Aves; Passeriformes; Estrildidae. The record is from RefSeq and is a predicted model, not a curated record. Gene Ontology annotation, cellular component: external side of plasma membrane.
CCAUGUAACUCCACCAGCUUUCUUGGCCAGAAUGCAGAAAAUGCCUUUUCUUGCAAUUCUGCUGUUUUCCUACUCUCAAAUGUCUCAGCAGAUACAGAAAACUACUCCAAAUGCAAAAGAGAUGGUGUCCAAUCCCAAGCUUGUAUUGGUUCAGGGGACUUUGAAUGUGGUGAUGAAGCAGAAUGUUACCCUCUCCUGCCUCUCUGAGCCUGGAUCUCCACCUGUUAGAUAUGCACUGUUCAAGCACAACCAGCAGGUAUCUGCUUUAAACAGGUCAGACUUGAGCCCUGCACUGUUCACCCUGACCAUCAGCUCUGCCAGUGAUGUUGGGGAAUACAAGUGCAAAGCUGAGUAUAACAACUCCAGUGGUGGAAAAUACAGCAACAGCCUCAACUUCACCCUCUUAGAGCCAAUUUCCAAACCAGUGCUGAGCUCACCAACCUCUCGGGCAAAGAAAGGCCAGAAUGUGACCCUGUCCUGUUUCUCAGAGAACGGAACCCUUCCCAUCACGUAUUUAUUCUUCAAAGGAACACAAAACAUUUCUCCCCAAAAGACAAUGCAGAAGAGGGAAGCAGCUGUGAUUUUUCUAUUUAUCAAUUCCCUUAGUGACUUUGGAACCUACAAAUGCAAAGCAAAUAACAGUUUUCCCAAUAAUACAAAAUACAGCAACAGUUUCAACUUUACAUUAGCAGAAGAGAGAAGCCAUUCUCAGCCCCUGAUAAUUUCUCUUGGGCUGAUCCUGCUACUACUUAUAAUAGGACUUGCUCUGGCAAUUCCAUUUUUCAUAAUUCCUUUGUAUAAAGCAAAAAAAUUUAAGUCUACCAGGCCCUCAAUUGACCUUACUUCAACCGUGAAUGCAGAGGAGUCAUAUACUGAAAAUGAAGUCAUAUACUCAGAGAUUGGUAAGUUCCUGUCAGCCCCUGCAGUCAGGAAUGUUUCUUCAGGUACUGGAAGGGGACACCUACUGACCCUCUUGGCAGAAGCAUUAUUUGAAAUCCCUCAGAAUCCAUGGCUGCCAUCAUCUGACAGCCAUGCAGCUAAAAUUGCAGCUGGUUAA